Messenger RNA from Talaromyces rugulosus, 1575 nucleotides. RefSeq lists its product as uncharacterized. The transcript has a single exon. NCBI's taxonomy places the organism in Eukaryota, Fungi, Ascomycota, Eurotiomycetes, Eurotiales, Trichocomaceae. Bases 1 to 1575 code for a protein of 524 amino acids. The record is from RefSeq and is a predicted model, not a curated record.
AUGUCACUUCCAUCUCAGGUCGAUAUUCUAGUAAUUGGAAGCGGACACGCCGGCUUUUCUGCUGCCAUAUCUGCCGCCCAAUCCUCUCCAUCAUCGCGCAUAAUCCUCAUCGACAAAUGCCCAGAGUCAUGGUCAGGCGGAAACUCGUAUUUCACAGCUGGCGCAAUGCGCACUGCGCAUACGGGGUUGAACGACCUUCUUCCUCUCGUCAACAACGUGGACCAAAAUCUGGCAAAAACCACUGAUCUCCCACCCUACAGAACCACGGACUUUGAGAAGGACAUUCAGCGGAUCUGUGCGGGACGGUCUGAUCCGCAAUUGAGUAAGAUCCUUAUUGGAGACUCGCGGGAAGCUAUUCAAUGGCUCAAAGAUGUUGUUGGCGUACGGUUUCAAUUGAGCUUCAACCGGCAAGCAUUCCUGGUCGAUGGUCGACACAAGUUCUGGGGCGGUCUUGCAUUGAAGACUGAAGACGGAGGGAAAGGCCUGAUUGAAGACCACAAAAGAGCCGCUCAACAGUACGGAGUGGACACCUUUUACCAAACCGCUGCAAAGGAAUUGCACACCAAUCCACAAACUGGAGCUAUCACUGGAGUCACAGUCAUUCAUAACGGCCAACCAAAAGAGAUCCGCGCAAAAGCGGUGAUCCUGGCAGCUGGCGGGUUUGAGUCUAACGCCCGAAUGAGAACUCAAUACCUUGGCCCUGGAUGGGACUUGGCCUACGUCCGUGGAACUCCUUUCAAUACUGGAGACUGCCUCGAGAUGGCUAUUCGGGAUGUUGCUGCCAAACAAGCAGGAAAUUGGUCCGGUUGCCAUGCUACUUGCUGGGAUGCAAAUGCAGAUCCUAAUACAGGGAACCGAGAGAUUUCCAACGAAUUUACAAAGUCCGGUUAUCCCCUGGGAGUGAUGAUAAACACCAAGGGAGAAAGGUUUGUAGAUGAAGGAAUCGAUUUCAGAAACUAUACAUAUGCUAUAUUCGGAAGAGCGAUCCUGCAGCAGCCGGAGGGCACCGCAUUCCAAGUGUGGGAUUCCAACAUGAUAUCCUGGCUAAGGAGCGAGGAAUACAGAGAUGGGAUUGUGAAAAAGAUAUAUGGCAACACAAUUGAAGAACUUGCCGAGAAAUGCACGGCAGAAGGUCUCAAAAACAAAGACCAAUUCGUCAAGACGCUGAAAGAAUACAACCAUGCCGUGUACGAGCAUCGCAAAGAAAACCCUCGCGCCAAAUGGGACCCGGCAAUCAAAGAUGGUGUUUCCACGGAAUCAUCUUCAACAAAGUUGGCUCUUCCAAAGUCAAACUGGGCACUACCGAUUGACAAGGGACCUUUCCUCGCUGUCAAGGUCACCGGCGGGAUCACAUUCACGUUUGGUGGACUGGCUGUGAAUCCGGAAACAGCGGCAGUUGUCUCGUCUGCUUCAAGUGCGGAAAUCCCAGGUUUGUACAGUGUUGGUGAGAUGCUGGGAGGGUUGUUUUACGGUAAUUAUCCAGGUGGUAGUGGAUUGACCUCCGGGGCUGUUUUCGGUAGGAGAGCAGGAAAAGCCGCGGCUGCUUCGAUAAGUCGUGGGCAGUCUAGGUUAUAG